UCUGCCCGGCGGCCGGAGUCGCGGCGCGGAGCCACAUGCGAGCGGGACGCCCGGGAGGCGGCGAGGACUGCGGCGACCGGGCAGGACGCUGAUCCCCACGCGGACGCCGACGCGCCAGCAGCAGCGGCGGCGGCAGCAGCCACCGCGGCCAGAGCGGCGGCGGCGGGAGCCGCUCGGCGGGCGCGCCCUCCGGAAGGCAGCCGCCCGCCGCCCCGUCCCCUCCCUCCUCCGGCCGGUUCAUGCCCCCGGGGCUCCAGGGAGCGCUAUGGCCCGCGCACGCCAGGAGGGCAGCUCUCCGGAGCCCGUAGAGGGCCUGGCCCGCGACAGCCCGCGCCCCUUCCCGCUCGGCCGCCUGGUGCCCUCCGCCGUGUCCUGCGGCCUCUGCGAGCCCGGCCUGCCCGCCGCCCCCGCCCUGCUGCCGGCCGCCUACCUCUGCGCCCCCGCCGCCCCGCCCGCCGUCACCGCCGCCCUGGGGGUCCCCCGCUGGCCUGGGGGUCACCGCAGCCGGCCCCGCGCCCCGCGCCCGGACGGUCCUCAGCCCUCGCUGUCCCCGGCGCAGCAGCACCUCGAGUCGCCCGUGCCCAGCGCCCCGGAGGCCCUGGCGGGAGGCCCCACCCAGGCCGCCCCGGGAGUGCGCGGGGAGGAGGAGGAGUGGGCCCGCGAGAUCGGGGCCCAGCUGCGGCGGAUGGCGGACGACCUCAACGAGCAGUACGAGCGGCGG
Messenger RNA from Psammomys obesus (fat sand rat), 721 nucleotides. Its product is annotated as bcl-2-binding component 3. Gene Ontology annotation, biological process: execution phase of apoptosis; positive regulation of apoptotic process; positive regulation of release of cytochrome c from mitochondria. The transcript is spliced from 3 exons. The annotation marks the transcript as partial. NCBI's taxonomy places the organism in Eukaryota, Metazoa, Chordata, Mammalia, Rodentia, Muridae. The record is from RefSeq and is a predicted model, not a curated record. Gene Ontology annotation, cellular component: mitochondrion.